UGGCAGCUAUAGGUCUGCGGUGAGCCGUGAAUAGGGCGACUAUAUAUUAAACUAGGAAUUUACGAGUAACCUACGCGAAAUGCAGACUCUCUCAGCCCACCGUGUUGCGGGUGGCCGGCCGUUCACGGCUGUGCGGCCUCUGCCUGCAGCUAGGCCAAUGCAGGUUGCAGCACCGCGCCGUGCUCCCUUGCAAAUUAUGAACCUGCGUGUCAACAACGUGGAGAUUCCCAACAGCAAGCGCAUCCAGUGCUCGCUGCAAUACAUUUUCGGCAUUGGUAACACUACGGCCAUAGCGAUUCUGCGGGACGCGGGUAUUGAGAACAAGAAGACGUAUGAGCUGAAUGAGGAGGAAAUUAACAAGAUUAGGCAGGAGGUGGAGAAGUACACGACCGAGGCUGACCUGCGCCGCAUUGUGGCCCAAAACAUCAAGCGGUUGAAGGAUAUUGGCUCCUACCGUGGACGUCGCCACAUUAUGGGCCUGCCGGUGCGAGGCCAGCGGACAAAGACCAACGCCCGCACACGGAAGGGCAAGGCCAAGACGGUUGCGGGCAAGAAGAAGGCCGUCAAGUAAGCGGACGUGGGCUAGUAGCGGCCAGCCGUGGCUGUGCAGCGGCAGGUGGAUAGCGCUCAGCUGGAGCUAGCGGCAUGUCGGUCGGGCGCUUUCUUGUGACGCGUAUGAUCCUGGUAACCAGAUGUUUGCCCCUAGAGGAGACGCUUACUUGGGCUUUAGGGAUUGAGAAUGGUUUUGAUGAAGCGGUUUGGAGCGGGGUCUAUCUUAGCAUCGAUAGUCGUGGGUUUGCCGGUGCAAGGCGAGAGAUUCGUGCUUUUUGGGGCUGUGGUAGCACGCAUUGAAGUCUGUAUCAUCAACUUUAACGGUUAUGUCUGGCCAGACAUUGUAUGGUUAUGUCGAACCAGGCAUCUUAUUCCUGUAACAUUCGGGUGUGUGUUAUCGUGUCU
Molecule: messenger RNA, 957 nt
Organism: Astrephomene gubernaculifera
Lineage: Eukaryota; Viridiplantae; Chlorophyta; Chlorophyceae; Chlamydomonadales; Astrephomenaceae
Source: the annotation of a GenBank genome assembly